AAAAACAAGCGCACCUGAAGGCAGCAGGUAGAAGAAGGCGAGCUUCAUUCGGAUAAGCAGGAAGGAGACUCUGCAGGUUCGCUCUGAUGACUGAAAGAAACGCAGCUCUGUAGGACUUUCUCGUGAAGAGCUCAGAGGAACUGAAGAAGCUGUGAAGCCGUUUUUGCCCGACUGAUCCACUGAUCGAUUGGAGGAUGUGGAUGCUGCGCAGCGUCCUGUGCGUGUCUGUGGUCUGCGGUCUGGCUCUGGACUCAAACACCAUCAGAUCCUCCAAAGAGUCGACGCUGCAGAGCUCCGAGCUGCCGGAUCGUUCCCAUGACGACAGGAUGGAGACAAAUUCCAACUCCCACCGACGACAAAGCCCGCCAUGUACUUCGACUCAAUGCAACGCACCUCCGCAGAGGGGGCGCUGCAGUAACAGAGCUGACAGAAGGCCGUCCCCCAGUGACGGACAGGCGGACGGACAGGCGGGCAGAGUGACGGGAGGACAGAGGGACGCUGACGGCAACAGGACCAAAACUCUGGAGAUGUCGAGCUGCGUGCGGUCCGGCGACUGCGCGGACGGCCUGUGCUGCGUCCGGUACCUGACCGGCAAACGGUGCCAGCGGAUCCCGGUGGAAGGCGAGGCCUGUCUGCUGCGAGGUCCAACCAAGCGGAGGAGGAACCUGGGACGCUGCGACUGCGAUGCGGGGCUUUUCUGCACCGCCGUGGACCGGGUAGAGACGGGCAAAAACAAGGGCCAGGGGGUGUGCGCGCCCCGGCCGAAGCAGGGCCAGCGGAAAACAAGGCAUUCUGGGAAGAAGCGGAGGACGGCAGAGGGGAGCUGCUGACGGACUCAUGAACUCUUUAUUUAAGUCUGUAGAAGGUUUUAGAUGUUUCUCAUAUCACAGGUUCAUCCAAUCAGCAGCUGCCACACUUUCUCCAUCACUGUCACUUCAACCAAUAAAAGUCAAUGAAAGUUGGUCUGAGCUCUUCUCAGGUGUGUGGGCGGGCACAGGUGGGGUUUGACUGACAGCUCUGUGGGACAAACUCCACCCUUAUUAUUCAUUACUCACUCGCUGAGCAGCAUUGUGACCCUGCAGUUCCUCUAACGUCCACCAGAGGCAGCAGCGACUCAGGCCCCAUAGACUCCCAUGUUAAAACUGAUACACAAACUGCUUGGUGUCCAG
Molecule: messenger RNA, 1169 nt
Organism: Haplochromis burtoni (Burton's mouthbrooder)
Lineage: Eukaryota; Metazoa; Chordata; Actinopteri; Cichliformes; Cichlidae
Product: dickkopf-related protein 4-like
Exons: 4
Coding region: 195-830 (211 amino acids)
Source: RefSeq, a predicted model, not a curated record